AUGGCCGCUGUGGAAGGAUCGCCAUCUUCCAAAGAGGCGGCGAGGCGACAAAAUCCCAAAAAGCGUGUGUUGUGUUAUGAGUUUGACCCGGAAACGGAUGUGAUUGGAAGGGGUGCAUACGGAGAGGUUUACAAGGCCACUCUCGUGAGUCCGUCAGACAAUGGUACGGGUACGGUAGCCGAGGCGCAGGACAAGUUUGUUGCCCUAAAACGCACAUUGUGCGCAGACAAGGAAGAGGGAAUUCCUGCCUCCACCAUUCGAGAGAUCAUGGUGCUGAGAGAGAUCAGCAAGGCGAUGAAAAAUGGGGCAGGAAAGGAAGGAUCUCCCGAAUCAUUUGGUUGUGAAAAUGUCGUUAAACUUUACGACGUCUUUAUGGACAAAAGUACGGUCUACAUGGCCUCUGAGUUCUGCGAGGCUGGGGAUUUGUCGUGUUACCUCAAGACACUCCCGCUGCGUCGUCUCUCCGAUGGCCAGCAGUACCGCCAAUGGAUGUGGGACUUGCUUAGUGGUCUGUGCUUCCUGCAUAGGAAGGGAUUUUCGCACCGAGACUUAAAGCCGCAGAACCUUGUGCUGAAGGCGAUACCGAGCGACCCGCCAUCCCCAGAAGCCUCUCGUGAAGGUGGAUCCAGGAAGGAGCCGAAGCUGACGCCGCAAUACAAACUUAAGAUCACGGACUUUGGGCUCUCCAGAGUUGAGGGGAUCCCUGUAAAAAAAUAUCAACACGAGGCUGUCACCCUGUGGUACCGUAGUCCUGAUAUCUUGCUAGGAAACACAAACUACAAUUACACCGCUGACAUGUGGAGUGCCGGCUGCAUCAUUGCCGAAGUUGCCAGUGGCAACGCUUUUUUUCGGGGUAAAAAUAAUCGUGAGCAGUUGAAAAGCAUCUUUUCCCGUUUAGGAUUGCCAACGGAGAACAAUUUUCCUAGUAUAAAGCAGUACGCGUUGUAUGAAACUUUUUUUACCGGCGCAGAUAGUAUUCAAAAGGGUCAGGAGGAAAAAGAAGGCAACGUUGCGACGUCGUAUGCCGCCUGGUUUGAAAACGUAAAGGAGAAAUUGAAUCAUUACUUCACUAGGUAUGGAUCUGUGGAUAUUGUGGGCGAAGACGGUGUGGAUCUUGUUGCACGCCUGUUGGCAUAUGAGCCAGGGAGACGCCUGACAACAGAGGAAGCCAUUCAGCAUCCUUUUUUCCAUACGGUCUCUCACGGCAUUUUGUCGACAGUUGGGCCGAAUGCACCCCCGACUGCCGCCACCUCGUCUACGACGCACGAUGCAAACGAAAUACUCAGCACUUCUCAGGAAGACACCCAAGGCGCUGCGUCACAUUGCUCUUUGGCUGCAUUUGGUGUACAGAGCCAGCCGCCUCUUCCGACGCAGCCUCAGGAAGAAAAAUUGGAGGGGGUCAGGGGGAUGAUUCCCACGGAAGUCGGAGGCGGAAACAACGGCCACGCACCCCUGGCAGGUGGUCAAAAAGAAGCACAUGCGGUGGACGAAAAGGAUAACCCCUCUAAAGAAACUGACAAAUCUCUGGAAGAAGGAAAUAAUCCUGGAGUGACGGAGAGAAGCAAACCUGUUGAAUCUCUCAACUUCAAAGAUCGCAAAAAGAGGGGAAUUUCUACAAAGUUGACCUCACGACCAUCCAUGGGCGUUGUGUGUGCUGAACGGACAAAAAACUCUUUCUCAGUGAAAGGAUCUCGUGUGGAAGAGGCACCAGCAUAUACCAGAGGCUGCGGCCAAGUCCCUAAAUCGAAAGCGAAGGUUGCUAUAACUCGCGCUAGCAAACAACUUUAG
Messenger RNA from Trypanosoma cruzi, 1788 nucleotides. Its product is annotated as protein kinase, putative. Gene Ontology annotation, molecular function: ATP binding; cyclin-dependent protein serine/threonine kinase activity. The transcript has a single exon. The record is from RefSeq and is a predicted model, not a curated record. Gene Ontology annotation, biological process: protein phosphorylation. Bases 1 to 1788 code for a protein of 595 amino acids. NCBI's taxonomy places the organism in Eukaryota, Euglenozoa, Kinetoplastea, Trypanosomatida, Trypanosomatidae. Gene Ontology annotation, cellular component: cytoplasm; nucleus.